AAGGCCACGCGCAAGGGACAGUGGCUAAACUGGGGCUCGUGCGCCGCUGGCGAGUUUGCCGUUGAGAUACAGCAGCGGAUUGAUAGCAGCGGCACGGGGUCGGGUCUGAAUGCAUUGAAAAUGAAGUGCACCGAUGGCACGAUUAUUCGAUCGCACACAGGCUUUUGGGGUACCUGGGGCGACUGGGCCCGCUGCCCUGGCCAGGUUGCCUUUGACGGCUUUGCCAUCAAGAAUGUCGACGACACUGCCGCCAAUGCUGUGCGGAUGUACUGCGGAUCAACUAUGUCUGCUUCCGAAGUUGAUGCUGGCAUGGGUGUCUGGUCGGAUAAAGUCUCUUGCCCGCCUGGAAGCGCGAUCUGCGGCUUCCGAAUGCGACUCGAGGAUGAUCAAGGCGCGAUCAUGAACGAUAUUGAGAUGCAGUGCUGCACGAUG
Messenger RNA from Emiliania huxleyi CCMP1516, 432 nucleotides. RefSeq lists its product as hypothetical. The annotation marks the transcript as partial. The transcript has a single exon. The record is from RefSeq and is a predicted model, not a curated record. NCBI's taxonomy places the organism in Eukaryota, Haptophyta, Isochrysidales, Noelaerhabdaceae.